Messenger RNA from Suillus clintonianus, 4110 nucleotides. RefSeq names its product phosphatidylserine decarboxylase-domain-containing protein. Gene Ontology annotation, molecular function: phosphatidylserine decarboxylase activity; calcium ion binding. The transcript is spliced from 11 exons. The record is from RefSeq and is a predicted model, not a curated record. Gene Ontology annotation, biological process: phospholipid biosynthetic process. Bases 289 to 3903 code for a protein of 1204 amino acids. NCBI's taxonomy places the organism in Eukaryota, Fungi, Basidiomycota, Agaricomycetes, Boletales, Suillaceae.
ACGCUUAGCUGAAACCCUUUGAGGCUUCUGGCUUCUGCCGUUUAUCAAUCCCACUCUUUCCUCUUCAUUUCUUACAACCAACAACUCGACAACCAAAACUCGACGUUGGCUGUAAACCGUGGCUGUUCAACAGCCCUGGCACCCAGGAGAGUAGCCCUUGUAGCUGUGCCACAGCAGGUCCAUCCAACUCUAUAUCAACCCGAACUCCUCCUCCUCCUCCUUUUCUUUCAAAGUUGAUUGCUCAAUUAAUACACUCCUUCAAAACUCACUAGCACUUCCAAUCUGAAUAUGGCACCGGCUGUGCCCAAGAAAGCUCAAAAACUUGGACGCGCUCUCAAAUCCGCAGCCCGCUUCCCGGGCCGUGGUAGCGGCAGAAACCACUACUCUCCCUCUCCAGGCGAACAACCAGUCGUCCUCCUCCGUGUUCAGGUCAUUGGUUGUCGUGGCCUAGCCAGGGCUCGACACGGCGCACAGCCAAAGGAGGGCGACCUCAGUCCCUUGGUCGUCGUCUCCCUCCUCAACAAUCGAUACCACACUCCAGUUCUCAAACGCACUCAUAACCCGAACUAUGCAGCUAAAGACGCCACUUUUGAUUUCCCCAUUUAUCUCUCCCUUGCUGAUAGGCUAGGAUCCGUCGAAUUAGUCGUAUGGGACAAGGAUACUUUGAAGCUGAAGAAGGAAUACGUCGGCGAAGCCGCACUCGCUCUCGAAUCCUGGUUUCGUGACAGUAACGGCGACCUCCUCGUAGAUGGCCUAGGUUUCACAGCUGAGACAAACCAGUCCCGCUCUGUAAACCUCGUAUCCACACGUGCAAAUACACAUGCAUCUGGAAUGGCAGUCGUCAAACUCGGUUUCGUCGCACCCCCUGGUGCACAGUCCCCAAUGCCCUUUGAGCGAGUCUUUGCUGAACUCGUAAAGCGAUCCCGUCCCAGUCUCGUUUCUGCCCCUCCGACAGAAGGCAUCGGCACCCUGCGAUCCCAUCUGACAGGCCCAGCAUAUGAAGACGACGGUGGAAUUAGUUCCGAUGAGGAAGACCAAGACGACGACGACGUUGUAGACGAAGGCGAAGAAGACGACGAAGACCCCGUUCCCCACCUCUCCCGUCUCUACCUCUCCCCAUCUCUCGUACAAGAUCAGCCUCUUGAGAACCAAACACCGGAACCGGAGACGGCACGUCCCACAGUACUAGUACCGCGUCUUCAUCUUCCCCGUUCCCCCACACUCUCUCACGACCACCAUGAGGAACGGGAGCCUGAGACUGCGCGUCCAUUACCUCCCAUUCCGAGUACCACACCCACCACCACUACGCCUGCUAUGCCCAGCACCACGUCCACAUCGAAAAGCAGACUGCCAAAACUCUUCCCCCGCCGACCCAAUCUCCUCACUUCCCCGUCCUACGAACCUAACCCUCCCACCGACCGCCUACAUCGUCGCUCAGCCAGCGCAGGUGCCAUCGUUCCCCUCCCCUCUCCCGUCUCCCCGGGUCCCUCCAGCCCACUCGUCUAUCAGCCCCCCAAAAAGAGGUUCCGAAAAUCAUGGUCAAGCAAGAAAGUAGACUACAACUUCUCAGCUGCAAACUCGAACGAUAUAGUCGGGAUCGUGAUGCUCGAGAUCCAAGGGGCGAGUGAUUUGCCUAGGCUGCGGAACAUAACCCGCACCGGGUUUGAUAUGGACCCCUUCGUAGUCAUUUCUUUCUCCAAAAAGAUCUUCCGCACGCGCAUCAUCCGCCACUCCCUCAAUCCUACCUGGGACGAGAAACUCCUCUUCCACGUCCGUCGCUAUGAGACGUCUUUCAAGGUCCAACUGACAGUCCUCGACUGGGAUAAACUAUCGAGUAACGACCACGUCGGCGAUGUAUGGUUGGAUGUCGGUGAGCUGGUAAGAGACGCGCCGCAACCUGAUCCGAAGACGGGGUUAUAUGCAGAUGUGUGUGGGGAGAAUGAUAAUGACGCGGGUGGAAGUGGAGGUGGGGAAGGAAGGGAGAUGAAGCAGUUUUGUUUGCCGCUGACAACGGCGAAGGAGAUGCCUUGGGAAGCGAAGCAUAAUCCUACGAUUUCGUUCCGCGCAAAAUUCCAGCCCUACGCCGAGCUCCGCCAACGUUUCUGGGCACAAUACUUAAAGCAAUACGACACAGACGACACAGGCUCUAUCUCACGCGUCGAGCUCACCUCCAUGCUCGAUUCCCUCGGCUCCACGCUCUCCGCCGCCACCAUCGAUUCCUUUUUCACCCGCUACCGCAAGCGCCCAGCGGAGGACGAGCUGACGAUCGAGGAGUCGAUUCAGUGCUUGGAGAUGGAGUUGAUACGGCCGGCGUGUGAGAAGAAGAGGAUUGAUGUGGUCGAUGCUAUUGAUACGUUUAUGGGCGGGAGGGAUAGGGGGGAUAGGGACAGCAGUGCGUCUGCGUCAGAGUCUAUGACGCCUGGAGAAGAACUCGGGUUGAACCUUGCGUUUGGCCGGCCGUUUUUGGGCGGGCUAGAUUUUUCGGGUCCGCCGUUGAGUGCGAUAUUGGGGGAGGAGUCGCCUACGGAUUUGUUUGUGGCUGAGAGGCCGUUUUUGAGCGUGAGUGUUCCGGAGCCUUCGUCUUCGGCGUCGACGCCUUCUGGGGGGUCUAGCGGUGUGCCUUCCGGUGGAGGAUCUAGGAACGGUAACAGCAACGUUAACGUUCGGCAGGACUCUUCAUCCUCCGAUCCCGACGACCCAACAUCAACAUCAGCUUCGACAUCAGCCCUCGCGUCCUCCUCUGAUACCUUCGAACGAGUAAUUAACAUCAAGAACUGCCCACUAUGCCACCGCCCGCGCUUAAACUCAAAAGCCGAAAUGGACAUCAUCACGCAUGUCGCUAUCUGCGCGAGUCAGGACUGGGCAAAGGUGGAUAGGAUCGUGGUGGGGAAUUUUGUGACUGCGAGUCAGGCGCAGAGGAAGUGGUAUACGAAGGUUAUUUCGAAGGUGUCGAAUGGGAAUUAUAGGAUUGGAGCGAACUCGGCGAACAUCAUCGUUCAGAACCGGAUGACGGGGCAGUUGCAGGAGGAGAAGAUGCAGGUGUAUGUGCGGCUUGGGAUUCGGUUGUUGUAUAAGGGUGCUAGAGGGAGGAUGGAGGGUGCACGAGCUCGCCGUCUUCUCAAGUCCCUAUCCAUCAAACAAGGCGCCAAAUACGACUCUCCAGAAUCCGCCCGCGAUAUCCCGAGUUUCAUCGAGUUCCACGGGCUUAAAGUCGAUGAGAUCCUAGAGCCGAUAAGUUCUUUCAAAACCUUCAACGAUUUCUUCUACCGUAAACUCAAGCCCUCUGCGCGCCCCACCGAAAGCCCAACGGACCCCCGCCGUCUCGUCAGCGCCGCCGACUGCCGCCUGAUGGUCUUCGAAACCGUCUCCGAAGCCACCAAACUGUGGAUCAAAGGCCGCGAGUUCAGUAUUGCGCGUUUACUGGGUGACGCGUACGGCGAUGAGGCGGAAAGAUACGUUGGUGGGCCCCUUGCGAUUUUCCGGCUUGCGCCGCAAGAUUAUCAUCGGUUUCAUAUUCCUGUGGAUGGGAAGAUUGGGGGUGUUAGGGAUGUUAAGGGGGAGUAUUAUACUGUGAAUCCCCAAGCGAUCAGGAGCGCGUUGGACGUUUACGGAGAGAACGUGAGGAAGAUCGUACCCAUCGAUAGUCCGCAGUUUGGACGGGUCAUGGUGGUGUGCGUUGGUGCGAUGAUGGUGGGGAGUAUUAAGAUCACUGUUGAGGAGGGGCAGGAUGUUAGGCGCAGUGAAGAGCUUGGGUAUUUUGCUUUUGGAGGCUCAACGAUCGUUGUUUUAUUCGAGCGAGGAGCGGUAGAGUGGGAUGAAGAUCUGGUGAUUAAUGGGAGAGCGUGUUUAGAGACGUUGGUUAGAGUUGGGAUGGGGAUUGGGACGUGUCGGCGGAAGUGCUAGUGAUGACCCAGGGGAUGACUUCAAGUUUUGGAAUUUUGUUUUGGUGCGUCGCAUGGACAUGACGGACGACAAUUGCAAGAAUGUUUUCGAUGAUUAUUUUGUGGAGAUACCAUACAUAUAUUAGCUUACAGUUUGAUAUCGUAUUUGGAGGAGCAAGUCGGACUCCCAUAUCUUGUGCUGUUGAGAGCGCGUUCAGGGGUUGGCGAU